AUUCAAAAUGGAGACAACCAUUCGCAAUUCUUUGAAUUCACAUUAUUUUUCUGUUGCUUUUCUUAUUAUUCCAAAGUUUUUCGCAUCAACGAACACCUUCAAUUAUUCAUAAUUAUCGCAUUGAGGAGCUGUCAACCAAGUAACCAUUCUGAUUACUCUGAUUAUCUUGGUGUUGAUGAAAUAACCUGUGGCUUUUAGAGAUUUCUCCACCACCAAAACAAAAGUAAAAAACAAAAAUGCCACGACGCAAAAAUCACCCGGUGAAGGUAGCAAUUGGGGAGGACACGAGGAUAGCUGUUAAUUUAACUGUGAAAAAAUUGAUGGACUCCCCUGAUCAGAAGGAGCUGGAGUUUCCCUCGUCUUACACAGCUGAGGAGAGGGCUUAUAUUCAUGAUUUGGCAGCCCAGCUCGGAUUGAAAUCCAAAAGUCGAGGGAAAGGAGCUAGUAGAUUCCUUACAGUUUACAAACGCGAGGGUUCAACAAUAAUCCAGUCGGACGCAUCAAUAACGCUAAACAAGCAGUCUAAACAGACAAUGUUGAAUUUAAUCCAGAACUUUCCCUUAAACAACAAAGAGAGACAGGAUUUGCUGCCUCCGACCGAGCGAGAACGUACGAUGGACAACGAGAUAACCACAACUACAAAAGCAAUGGGCAGGCUGAAUGGCACGAUAGCUCAGGUGCCUCAGCUGCGAACGAAUCAGGAUCUAGUUCAGCUGCGGAGGAGCCUAACGGUGUUCAACGCUCGUGAGAAGAUCCUCGAGGCCCUUAACUCGAGCCAAGUGGUAAUAAUAGCUGGUGAGACUGGCUCGGGGAAGACAACACAAGUUCCACAGUAUAUUCUUGAGCAUUGCCAGCUGAAGAAUCAGGCCUGCAGGAUAGUUUGCACCCAGCCAAGACGUCUGUCAGCUGUUUCAGUUGCUGAAAGAGUCGCCUUCGAGCGUAACGAGAAGAUUGGACAGACUUUUGGUUAUCAAAUACGACUGGAGAGUCGAGUAGCGCCGAAAACCCUCUUGACGUACUGUACAAAUGGAGUUCUCUUGAGAACAUUAAUGGGAGGUGACGCGGCUCUGGGAACAAUAACUCACGUAAUCGUUGACGAGAUCCACGAACGCGAUCGUUUCUGUGAUUUUCUCCUGAUCGCCCUCAAGGAAGCUCUCGUCAAGUAUAGAUCCCUGAAGCUCAUCCUGAUGAGUGCAACAAUGGACACAAAUAUCUUCGUCAAGUACUUCACCCAAUGCAGUGUUAUAAACGUUCCAGGAAGGUCCUACGAAGUUGACGUAUACUUUCUGGAAGACGUCCUCAAGAUCACUGGUUUCACAACAGACAAAAUGCUUGAGAAACGAAAAGAAUUGAUAAACAAACAGGAACAGAGAAAAGUUCUGGACUCGUGGACCCAGUACGCCCCUCAGCAGCUUGGACGAGUACCAGCUAAUGGCAAGGCCCCAGUGCCAUCACCAAUCUUGGGUCAGCAGACUGAAACCCAGCCGGAGAGGGUUGAGCUGGAGCCCUGGUUGAGGGAGGAAAUGGACAAGAGUAUUUCAGAUUCAUGGCUGAUCGGUGGAGAAGACAAUUUUUCUCAGUUACUUCACCUGAUUCUGUCUGAGAAUAUUUCUGUCGAUUAUCAGCACACAAACACCCUCGUGACACCCCUGAUGGUGGCAGCUGGACGAGGCUGCAUCAACACCACUGAACAACUUCUCAAUUUAGGAGCAAAUCUCAAUAUUCGAGCCAGCAACGAGUGGACAGCCCUCGAUUGGGCGAAGAAGAUGAAUCAGAUCGAGUGUGCUGAGCUCAUUGAAGCAUAUCUGAAGACCUACGACUGCAAACUUGAAGACUCUGGAGUUCAGAAUGCCGACGCACCCCUCUCAGAAGAAGACAAAUUUCUCCUCGAAAUUUAUCACAAUACAUUCAGCGAUGAUGCUAUUAAUUACGAUCUUCUGUUCGUCCUGAUUCAGUACAUUCACACGCAACAGCCCUCAGGAUCGAUCCUCGUGUUCCUCCCAGGGUACGACGACAUCGUCACCAUGAGGGACAGGCUAAGCGUUGAAGAGAAGAGGAUGAGUCAGACAAUGCUCUACGAAUUAUUCAUCCUCCAUUCCAAUAUGCAGACAGCUGAUCAGAAACGAGUAUUUCGGCCGAGCCUCCCGGAAUGUAGAAAAAUCAUUCUGUCCACGAAUAUCGCUGAGACUAGCAUAACGAUAGAUGACGUUGUCUACGUGAUAGACUGUGGAAAAGUGAAGGAGAAGUCAUUCGACGCGAUCUCAAAUGUUUGCACCCUGAGGUCCGAUUGGAUAUCCCAGGCCUGUGCUAAACAACGAAUGGGCAGAGCUGGUAGAUGCCAGAAGGGUAUCUGCUACAGGCUCUUCUCCUCAAUUCGUUACAACAGCAUGCAGGUUUAUUCAACCCCAGAAAUCCUACGACUACCUCUUCAAGAAUUGUGCCUGUUCACCAAGCACUUGGCCCCAGGCAACACACCCAUUGCUGAGUACCUCGACAGAGCUCUCGAGCCCCCAUCGAACGUCGUAACCAGAAAUGCUGUUCAGUUACUGAAGUCCAUUGAUGCUCUUGAUGCCUGGGAGGACCUGACAGAGCUUGGUACUCAUCUUCUGGAUCUUCCGGUGGAGCCUAGACUUGGAAAAAUGUUGCUUUAUGCUGUUGUCCUCAAGUGUUUGGAUCCAAUCCUCACCAUUGUCUGCAGUCUUGCUUAUAAGGAUCCAUUUCUCCUGCCAUCACAGCCCUCGCAAAGGAGAGCAGCCACAGCUGCCAGGAAAACCCUCGCUGCAGGUUCUUAUUCAGAUCACAUGGCAGUACUCAGGGCCUUUCAACUCUGGCAGCAGGCCAGGUCCACUGGGUGGGAGAGAAAAUUCUGUGAGAAGAAUUUUAUAUCCUCAGCUGUGAUGGAGAUGAUCACUGGGAUGAGAUCUCAACUGCUCGGGCAGCUCAGAGCCUCUGGUUUUGUGAAGGCCAGGGGCUCUGGUGAUAUCAGGGAUCUGAAUUGGAAUUCUGAAAACUGGGGGGUUGUCAAGGCUGCACUCACUGCUGGACUGUAUCCCAAUUUGAUGAGGGUGGACAGGAAGCAUGGACAGUUGAGAACACAGAAGGAGUCCAAAGUCUUCUUUCAUCCAUCCUCGACGUUGAAAGAAUUCACAAAGUCAACUAGGACCACAUCUGCCCAGUCGCACUCAGCGAGUGUUCACACACUGCCAUCUGAUUGGCUGAUUUAUGAGGAGAUGAGCAGAGUUGGACGAUUCUGUCAUGUUAAGACUGUAACUCUAGUCAAUCCUAUUACUGUCGCUCUAUUUAGUGGACCUGCUAGGCUGGCAAUGGAUACUAUUUAUGAGACGGAGUCUGUACCUGAGAGUGAAUCGGAUUCUGAAGCUGAGGAGACACGGGAAGGCAUGACUAUUCUUAAAUUGGAUGACUGGGUUGUCUUCAAGCUUGAUUUUGAGACAGCCAGGCUUAUUCUGCAUCUCAGACAGAAGUGGAAUGCCCUCUUCCUGAGGAGAAUGAAGAAUCCCACGAGGAGUAUGACAACACUCGAUGAUCAGGUUGUCAAGGCCAUGGUUUCUGUCAUCAGCAAUGCUGAACAGUCUUGUGAAUUACCACAGCCUCCUGGCAUUGGACAGAGACCUAGACCACUAAUUGUUGAUUAUUAUCCUGCCAAUGCGAGGAGAAGUGAUGAUGAGGAUAGAACUUACUAGGGAAUUUUCACCUCGAUACGGGACAUUUUCUACUAAAACAGCUUAUUUGUCAUUUUCAGCGCCUUUUUGUUGUUGUGGGAUAUUAUCAGUAUUUUACGUUCCGAUGAUUGCUGUCAGGAUUGUGAGGAAUGAAAUUUUAUAGUUUUAGUUUGACCUGCUGCAAGACACUUGGGGUUGUACGAGAUUUUUUUUUCUGUUCUUAAAGGGAAAUUUCAUUAAAAAUGUAGCAUUCGUUUUUUUUAAUUUGUUAAUAGACUAUUGGCCUGUCUACUGGACUGAUUUUCAGAAUAUGCAUCAAAUACUUUUUAUUCAAUUUUCGUACUUCAUUAUUUCGAUAGAGAAAUAAAUUUGCCUGCAAAACUAAACUUGUUGAUUUUAUUUUUUUUAUUAAUCAAUUUAAUCACGAGUAAGUUAGCUGUAAGCUGAAUGCAAUGAAUAGGCUGUGCUAAGUAGGAUUAUGAGUGUCUCUUGUUCACUCCAUUAACUAUUAAAAUUAAUAUUUUAUUAUUGGAGGAUUGAUGGCAGUCAUGGCAUGCGUUGUUCAUGAACCAUUACAUCGUAACAAUGUCAUUCACUAUCAGUUUUACAAUAUUUUACUUCUGUCUGUGAAUCCCAAGGUCUGUGAUGAAUGUACCAGAAAUAAGGAGAAUAUCCCAGUUUGUUCCCACGGAUGAUUUCUAUAAUUUUUGUUUCCAUUUUUGUUUAUGAUUAGGAUUAAAUAUUUUAUUUCAGUUCGUUUUGAGUUUUGGAAAGGUUACUCAAUUGUUUCAUAAAACAUAAAAUGCUGUUUAUAUACAAUACAUUUCAUGAGUGUAAAUGGUACUACAAUAAAAAGACAAUGGCAGUAAAAA
This is a messenger RNA of Diachasmimorpha longicaudata, 4552 nucleotides long. Its product is annotated as 3'-5' RNA helicase YTHDC2-like. The record is from RefSeq and is a predicted model, not a curated record. Gene Ontology annotation, cellular component: intracellular anatomical structure. Gene Ontology annotation, molecular function: helicase activity; ATP binding; protein binding. NCBI's taxonomy places the organism in Eukaryota, Metazoa, Arthropoda, Insecta, Hymenoptera, Braconidae. The transcript has 2 exons. The coding region runs from base 237 to 3701 and encodes 1154 amino acids.